AUGGAGACUAAGACAAUUUUUUGGCAUUUUUCAUAAUCAUCACUUUAGUAUUAUGUGUAUCCAAUUUUGGGUCAAGAAGAUGUUGACGAUGCACCAUUGGUCAAUUCUGGUCGCGAAUUUGAUACAUUGGGUGUGAUAUCGCCGGCUUCGGAAGAUUACAAUAAAUAUAUACUAGAAAACCUUCCUCCAAAAUACAAAACGUAUCUUGAAACCUGUAUGGGCAAGAUGGAGUCCAGUAAUGUUGGGAAAUGUGGUGAAGAUGUUAUUAAAGAGAUUCUUACAAAUGAACUUGUUUCAAGAGACUGUUGUCAGAAGGUAGUAAGAGCGGGAAAAGAAUGUCACUUGGAGAUUAGUAAGUUGAUGUUUCGAUUGUAUCAACUCAAACGCUUUGCUUCUCAAGUUUCUUACAAAAUUAACGAGGUUUGGAAUAGAUGUUCUGCAGAAGUUGAAAGUCCUUCAUCAUCUCAUGAUGACGCGAUUUAG
Raphanus sativus (radish) is the source of this 483-nucleotide messenger RNA. Its product is annotated as protein DOWN-REGULATED IN DIF1 11-like. The record is from RefSeq and is a predicted model, not a curated record. The transcript has a single exon. NCBI's taxonomy places the organism in Eukaryota, Viridiplantae, Streptophyta, Magnoliopsida, Brassicales, Brassicaceae.